AUGAGUUUAUCAAGAUGCACAUUAAAUUCUUUAGUUAAUGGUUCUAAACGACUUUAUGAUUCCUGCCGCUUAUUAACUACAUCUCAACUAUUAUUGUUAUCCUCAUCUAAACAAGGUGUAAUUAAUAAACCAAGCGCUUACAAAGCCUUACUGAAAUCAUCAUCAGUUCGAUUGUGUAUAGAUGAGUUACCGAGUAGUGCAAAACAGUUUUUCAAUGUUCCUGUUAAUUCAUCAAAUAAAUCCCUUGAGUAUAUUGUUGUAUUAUCCAGUGAUGUGCAAAAGUUGAUUAAAAAGACUCAAUGUUCUGUCAAUCUUAUUGAAGACAAUUUACAACCACCUUUAAUCCAAUUAGUAUUAAAGGAUAAUGUAUCACAUUCAAAUAAAAAUCUACGAAAAUAUGGUAUUAAUUUACCGGAUAAUAUUCGACCAAAAAUUAUUGGAUUUAAUUCUAAUAUAGACGAAUGUAUGUUAAAUGUUCGGUUGAAACAGAUAGAGGAUUUCUUACAGGCGAAUUAUUCAGUUGUCAUUAUUGUUAAUAUUAUAAGCUUGAAAAAAUUGAUGGCCAUACGAAGCAGACAGUCUGUUGUAGCUGUUAAAACAGAUAUUCACAAAGAUCGAUCGAAUAAUGAACAAGAAGAAAUUCAAAACUUACAUAAGAUGGAGUGCGAUAGUGUUGUGAAGAAACUUAACAAAAUGCUUGAAAAUGUGCCUUGUAAAAUGCGUCAUGUGGAACGGCCUGAUACCUCAAAAGUGGUUAUGCUUGUAGAACCUGUAAAAUGA
Molecule: messenger RNA, 780 nt
Organism: Trichobilharzia szidati
Lineage: Eukaryota; Metazoa; Platyhelminthes; Trematoda; Strigeidida; Schistosomatidae
Source: the annotation of a GenBank genome assembly